AUGUCCGACGGCGUGCCUGGGAGUGUCGCCUACGAGCUCGCCAAUGCCCAGCCUGGUACCAGCAACUACCUCGCCCCUUGGGCUCUCUACGCGUUCGACUGGUGCAAAUGGCCUCCUCAGGGCAACGGUGCAGGGAAACUUGCCGUCGGCAGCUACCUAGAGGACGGUCACAAUUAUAUCCAAAUCCUCGAUACCCAGAUGGUGCCGACGCCCAACGAUGUCUACCAACCAGGCACCCCCAAGUUCAACCUCGAAUUUUCAAAGGUCGCCGAAGCCACACACUCUUAUCCCGUGACGCGCCUGCUCUGGGAACCACCCUCGUCUCAGAAACAGUCAACCGAUCUCCUCGCGACGUCUGGCGACCACCUUCGUCUGUGGUCUCUCCCCUCCGAGAGCCCCGUAUCGCAGAGCAACUCGAUUACGCGGCAGGGCAGAGACCCGGCUAUCACGAAAUUGACGCCUCUCGCGCUGCUUUCCAACUCAAAGACUCCCGAUCACACAGCGCCCCUGACUUCGCUGGACUGGAACACAGUCUCUCCGAGCUUAAUAAUCACGUCUAGUAUCGACACCACUUGCACGAUCUGGGAUAUUCCGUCAUUGACGGCCAAGACGCAACUGAUUGCCCAUGAUAAAGAGGUGUAUGAUGUGCGCUUCUGCGCCAACAGUGUCGACGUGUUCGUGAGCUGUGGACAAGACGGAAGCGUCCGCAUGUUCGACCUGCGCAGUCUCGAGCAUAGCACCAUCAUUUACGAGCCCACCGGCAAGGAUGAACGAGGUAUGCCCCGCCGAUUGCUACCAUCCCUGAUUUGUGAGACUAACCUGCGAUUACAAGACGCCAAUGGCGGACGCAUCAGCCCCACGCUCGCGCAACAAACCAUGUCGAACCCUCCCCCUCUGCUGAGACUGGCAACCUCUCCUCACGAUACCCAUUUGCUGGCUACGUUUGCGCAAGACUCCAACGUUAUUCGGAUCCUCGACGUAAGGCAUCCUGGACAAGCUCUUCUCGAGUUGCGGGGUCACGAGGGCUCUCUCAACUCCAUUGAGUGGUCGCCCACAAGGCGAGGAGUCCUGGCCUCGGGAGCAGACGACUGCCAGGUGCUGCUUUGGGAUGUCUACAACAACAACAACCACUCGCUCAGCAGUGGCCCUCCUGCCAAUGGUGCCGCCCAACCGGACAACACGCGAAGCCCGUAUGCCAGCUGGCAGUGCGACUACGAGGUUGGGAACCUUGCAUGGGUCCCGCACCUCUCAACCAACGAUCAGGGGGAGUGGCUGGGAGUGAGUGCCGGCAGAGGCCUAUGGGGCGUCAAGACGUGUGGACGGACCGGUGCCUGA
Molecule: messenger RNA, 1335 nt
Organism: Colletotrichum spaethianum
Lineage: Eukaryota; Fungi; Ascomycota; Sordariomycetes; Glomerellales; Glomerellaceae
Product: putative WD repeat-containing protein
Exons: 2
Coding region: 1-1335 (444 amino acids)
Cellular component (GO): nucleus
Molecular function (GO): protein binding
Source: RefSeq, a predicted model, not a curated record